GUGUUGACACUUCGGUUUAGUCUGAUUACUGCUUGUUUGUGUGUUGUUGUUUUACUUUGGUGUAGCUGUUGUUUGUUUUUAUCUAACUGUAGCUAAUGGACACGCAGUCCUAUAUGCCUGUUCCUCCGGGGGUCGGGAUGGAGGAGAAUUUCUUUUCCCUCGACGACAUUUUGCUGUCACAUGAACGGCUUCCCUGCAGAACUGACACAGCAUUCCCCAAACUCGGAUUCCUGGAGAAAGCGGGCGAAACACACGAUAUACCAGAGGGUACUAAGAUGGAGAUGCCUAUGUGGUUGGCGAAGGGGCUGUACGAGAGGAAAAGGCAUGUGAUCUCGGUGGAGCUGCCUAAAGUCUACCGUGAGGGUUGGAGGACAGUGUUCGGUGCCGACGCCAACGUGGUGGAUCUUCACAAGAUGGGUCCUUAUUACUACGGCCUGGGAUCACAAAUGCUGCACUUUGAGAAUGCAGAGAACCCAGAGAUCGCUCAGUCUAUCCUACAGACGUUUAUCAGCCGUUUCCGCCGCACAAUGGACUCAUCCCAGAAUGCCUAUAAUGAGGACACGUCCGUGCUUGUGGAGCGGCUGGACUGCCUGGAGAGGGCGCUGUUCCGUUCUGGCCAGAACGGCCUUAAUGCCUUCCAGCUGUGGGAGAGAGGCAGAGCGUCACAGCUCACCGCCUCCAGCCUCGUCACUAACUACCGCAAGAGGAAGAUCACUGAGCUGCAGUCAUGAGCAGCCAAGCACAGAUCAGAGCGAGUGUGUGUGUGUGUGUGUGUGUGUGUGUGAGAGAGAGAGAGAGAGAGAGAGAGAGAGAGAGCCAGAUGGGAUGGACAGGCUGAGCAGCCUGGAACAGAGACUGAUCAGAGAGAGCAAGAUUUGUGUGUGUGAGAUAGAGAGUGAAAGAGAAUGAGUGUUCUGUGUUAGAGGGAACUUUGUCUUUAUUGUACUUGUGAAGUUAAAUGACUUUUAAUAAAGGUAAGCCUUUACUGUUUUGUAA
Messenger RNA from Ictalurus punctatus (channel catfish), 996 nucleotides. RefSeq names its product GINS complex subunit 3 (gene gins3). NCBI's taxonomy places the organism in Eukaryota, Metazoa, Chordata, Actinopteri, Siluriformes, Ictaluridae. The record is from RefSeq and is marked provisional. Gene Ontology annotation, biological process: mitotic DNA replication initiation. Gene Ontology annotation, cellular component: GINS complex.